GCACAAGUUCUAUCGAUCUCUUUGUCUCUCAAACAUAUCCGGCCACACGUUCUCUAAUUUUGCAAAAUGGUGUCGAAAGUAGAAGAAGCCACGAAGGGGAAGCAGCAGCAGCAGCAACCACAGCAGCCAUAUCACCAGCAACAGCUUCAGAAGCAUAUGCAGUGCAACAAAGGAAAAGCUAGCAAGUUCAAGAGAAGCAGCUCCAAUCUCGAAGAGGACGGCGCUUCCUCCGCCAUUCUCUUGCUUGCUUGCAUUGCCUGUGCUCCCUCAUAUGGAUAGACAUCUAGAUCGAGACAUAACCAGAAGAUGUCCUAGUUGAGUUCGAUCCCAUAUUUGUUCUGCCAUUCUCUAGACACAUAGGCAUAUAUAUGCUUACUUCUCAUUUCUCAAACCUGCUUUUCCUUACAUAAUUGGUCAACUAUUCUCUGUUAUACUGUUUCUUCAGUACCUCUUCUUGUUGUAUGGGUUUAAAUAUCAUUUGCAAGUAAAUACUAUAUAUCCUAUUUUUCUUCUUA
Messenger RNA from Alnus glutinosa, 515 nucleotides. RefSeq lists its product as uncharacterized. The transcript has a single exon. The coding region runs from base 67 to 279 and encodes 70 amino acids. NCBI's taxonomy places the organism in Eukaryota, Viridiplantae, Streptophyta, Magnoliopsida, Fagales, Betulaceae. The record is from RefSeq and is a predicted model, not a curated record.